Molecule: messenger RNA, 1395 nt
Organism: Saccoglossus kowalevskii
Lineage: Eukaryota; Metazoa; Hemichordata; Enteropneusta; Harrimaniidae
Product: synaptotagmin-14-like
Molecular function (GO): phospholipid binding
Source: RefSeq, a predicted model, not a curated record
AUGGCUAAAGUAUCUUUCCGUUCUGCUGAAGGUGAUGCAUAUGGAUAUGAAGAUGAAUCUUCAUCGGGAGAUGAAAGUGACAAUGAAAUGUUACUCAAAUUUCAACAGUCUCUUGGCUCUACUUCUAAAACAUUAAACAGACAGCCUAGUAUAAGAAGUAUUAGAAGUAGCAGUCGUUUGAAAUCACCGAGUGCUAUGGAGAGUGCUGAUGAAGAGAAAGAUGCAGAGCCAGAUAUUGUUGAUGUCAGUCACGGAGAAGAAUCAGAUGAUGGAAGUCCUGAGCAUCAUGGAGCUGACUAUGCUGGACAUGGUAUAAGUCAUUUUGAAAAUGAAGGUUAUGAUAGUACUCAAGUGAGUCAGGCACCAUCAUUAAUAGGUGGAGAUGAAGAUUUAGGGAGUAUACCUGCAUUGGCUUAUGGUGAAUCAGCUUCUUUGGCUCAUGGAUCUCCAGAAAGAUUUGCAGCCCAGACAUUUCAAACAGGUGACCCUGAGUUGAUAUCUAAAUGUGGUGAAUUGGAAACGACGUUUUCCUACAAUGGCCAGACCAAGAAAAUGACAUUAACAAUACAUCGAGCAAGAGAAUUACCAUCAAAGGAACGAGGAGGAGCUCACCAUGUUCAAGUUAGAAUGGUUCUACUACCAGCUAAGAAACAACGUUGUAAAACCAAGAUAAAGCAGGGAGAGAAUCCAGAAUGGAAAGAAUCAUUCAGAUUCUCCAGAUUACCACCACAUGAAUUAGCAAAUACUGGACUUAGGUUUCGGUUAUAUGGAACUGAACGAAUGAGGAAGGAAAGGCUGAUUGGAGAAUGUGUGGUGAAAUUCUCAGCACUUAAUACCAAUGCAUUGCAGACAUUGUGGUUACAACUAGAACCAAGAAGCAAUAUAUCAGGUGUUGGCUCAGCACAUUCAAGCAUGAGCGAUUUAACUCGAAGUGACAGUGGGUCAUCUACACAUUCAUUACAACAUGGUGGUAUUCCAGAGUUAUUAGUGGGUUUAUCAUACAACUCAACAACUGGAAGAUUGGCUGUAGAAGUUAUUAAAGGCAGUCACUUCAGAAAUAUGGCUAUGACAAGGCCACCAGAUACCUAUGUGAAGAUCGGGCUGAUGGCUUCAUCAGGAUUUGAAAUGACUCGAAGCAAGACAUCAGUACGACGAGGUCAACCAAAUCCAACAUUCAAAGAAACUUUCAUCUUUCAAGUUGCACAGUUUCAACUUCCUGAUGUCACAGUCAUGUGUUCUGUUUACAACAAGCGCAGUAUGAAGAAGAAGGAGAUGAUAGGAUGGUUUUCAAUGGGCUUAAACAACAGUAGUGAAGAAGAGCUAUCACACUGGAAUGAAAUGAGAGAAUCUAAAGGACACCAAGUCUGUAGAUGGCAUGUACUACUGGAAUCUUAA